Messenger RNA from Gopherus flavomarginatus (Mexican gopher tortoise), 1153 nucleotides. RefSeq lists its product as uncharacterized. The record is from RefSeq and is a predicted model, not a curated record. Bases 136 to 792 code for a protein of 218 amino acids. Lineage: Eukaryota; Metazoa; Chordata; Testudines; Testudinidae. The transcript is spliced from 2 exons.
GUAGCCUUCGUUGACUUGAGAUCUACCACACCAUUCUCUCACUAGAAGGGAAAACUUAUAAUGGCAGCAAGCCGUAAAAGAGACCCAGUUUAGAAAUAUUUUAAUGAAGUUCCUCUAUCUGUGGGUAAGACAAGCAUGCAUGUAAAAUGCAAACAGUGCAACAAAGAAAUGCAAGGCCUGGUUGCCCAAAUGAAACAACAUUAUGAGAAGUGUUCCUUCACAGGAGGAAGCUGUGUUGAAGAUGAUGAAAGGAAGAUGUCUGAACAUGAAAGAUCUUCAGGGGAAUCCAUCCUCAACGUAAAGGAUUCUGAAAACUAUCCACCUUCAAGAUCACAAUCAUUUUCUAUAGUUUCAGAGUUAUCUGCCAAUUACAGUGUUUCAGUCACAUCAUGUAUGUCACAUAGCCACAGUAUAUCACCUGUAGCAAAAAGAAAUAAAAAUCUCUAUCAUCAUCCAGAAACAACCAUAGAUAAGUUUGUGAUAAGAACCAGCAGAUUACAAAAAGAGGUAAUUGAUGAAAAAAUUGCCCCGUUUGUUUAUGCAACAAACUCUCCUUUCCGUAUAAUUGAGAACCCACACUUCAUUAACAUGGUUCAGUCAUUAAGACCAGGAUACAGUCCAUCCAACAGAGAAGAUGUUGCAGGCAACAUGCUGGAUAAAGUGUAUGAAAGAGAAAUUGAGCAGUGUGCAAAAGGUCUAGAGGGUGAAAUUGUUAACCUGAGUCUUGAUAGGUGGAGCAAUGUCCACAAUGAUCCUGUUGUAUGUGAAUGUCUUCCUUAUAGAAACAAUUGAUACAUCAGGAAAUGCACACAUAGCAGAAUACUUACAAGAAGUAGCAGUAAAAGCUGUAACAAACUGUGCAAAAAAUUUAAAUAUCUAGUACGCAGCUUGGUCACAGACAAUGCUGCAAAUGUAUCUAAGACGAGAAGAAAUUAGAAGAGAGCACCAAGCUAAUAACAUACAGUUGCAGUUCUCAUUUGAUGCACCUCUUAGCCAAAGACUUCAGUGUUCCAGAAAUAAAGGCUAAUAUUGUUGAAAUUGCAAAAUACUUCCGUAACAACAACUUUGCAGCAGCUGUUCUGAAAACAAGUGGGAGGAACCAAGCUAACUCCCUCACAAGACAUGCAAUAGAACUCAGUAGUGGACUGUUUUG